Molecule: messenger RNA, 315 nt
Organism: Bipolaris zeicola 26-R-13
Lineage: Eukaryota; Fungi; Ascomycota; Dothideomycetes; Pleosporales; Pleosporaceae
Exons: 2
Coding region: 1-315 (104 amino acids)
Source: RefSeq, a predicted model, not a curated record
AUGCCGACACCCGAGUCCGAACUCUUUCUCGCCAAAAAGCCUAAGGUUGCGCCAACCUUUGAUGGCGUCGACUACGAGGACAACAAGGCAUUGAAGGCUGCGCAGGACGCCAUUAUUAGGGAGCAGUGGGUCAGGAGCAUGAUGGCGAGGUUAGUUCGGGAAGAGAUGGGCAAAUGCUACCGGAGGGAGGGAGUCAACCAUUUAGAGAAGUGUGGACAUUUGCGAGAGCGAUACUUUGAGCUCCUCAAGGAUGCAAAGGUCAAGGGAUACCUCUUCGCACAACAAAACUACGUCGACGAGGCGCUCAAGCGAUAG